This is a messenger RNA of Rhipicephalus microplus (southern cattle tick), 1105 nucleotides long. RefSeq names its product solute carrier family 35 member G1. Gene Ontology annotation, cellular component: membrane. The record is from RefSeq and is a predicted model, not a curated record. NCBI's taxonomy places the organism in Eukaryota, Metazoa, Arthropoda, Arachnida, Ixodida, Ixodidae.
AUGAAGCUCAACCUAGGCAGCAGAUUUGCCAGCUGCUUCAUCCCUCUCCACGUCUUAGUCGCAAACUGCACCUAUGCGAAAAAGCUCAAGAGCAAGACGUGCCAUGGAGCGCUAUUCGCCAUAGACGCCCUGGACUCAGUUUUUCCAGUGUACAUCCCGCCGGCGGAACUGGCGGUGGUGCGUUUCCUGGGAAUUCUUGUGUUCUCUGCACCAUUGGUAAUGGCCAGUGGCGAGAAUCCAUUCGGAACGACGGGCAUCCGGGCACUGCUCCUUCUUCGGGGUCUGCUGGGAGCCUCAAGCCUGUUCCUGCGGUUUUACGCCAUCCACUAUAUGCCGAUUGCCGACGCGUCCGUCAUAAUCUUCAGUGUGCCCGUGUUCGUGUCUGCACUGGCAAGGAUCUUUCUGAAGGAACCAUGCAGUAUCUUUCAUCUGGCUGCUGUGUUGGUCACCGUGGUUGGUCUGGUGCUGAUUACAAAGUUUCCGAUAUUGUUCACCCGACCGGCUGAAGGUGGAUAUCCUGUCGAUAUCCGUGGACUGGUGGCUGCUUUCUGUUCUACUGUAUUUGGAGCGAGCGUCUACAUUGUGUUGCGAAGGCUCCGAGAUGUUCACCUCUCUGUAAUAAUGUUCAAUUUCGCUUGGGUCGCUAUUCUAGAGACUGGUACCAUUUCAUUGCUGACCACUGAGCUGCUCCUUCCACGCACCGUAUUCGACGGAUCGCUACUCUUCGGCUUGGGUGCUUUGAGUUUUAGUGGACAAUUGCUUCUAACGCGUGCUUUGCAGCUAGAGCAGGCUGGCCCCGUUUCCAUGGUUCGAUCUAGUGCCGACAUAAUCUUAGUCUUUGCUUGGCAGGUGGCGUUGUUUAGCGAGGUUCCCGACUGCUAUACCAUUUCUGGCGCUGUACUUGUCACUGCUUGCGUGCUUUUCACGGGAUUACGAAAAUGGAUCGACACCCUUCCGGAGAAUUCAGUCACACGAGCAAGAAUGGCGUGGCUACUCUUCUAAGUACUUCCAGCUGGUUUGCCUGCAUAAUCCUUAGUUUCACGCGAUAUCAAGCUGUUACAAACCGGCGUGUUUCACCUGUUCACUGAAAUAAAUAGCAUGAAUA